UAAAGAGAAAAAAAAAGUUUCUAAACAUGUUUAUAGCAUUGCAGCAACAUCAUAUCUGGAUCAUAAUCGUUGUCGAUACAUAGGAAAAAAAAGAAAAGAAAUGUCGAUAAUACGAAUCGGUAUUAAUCAUGCACCACCAUAUGUACGAUUAGAUUCGAAUGGACAAAUUGUUGGCGGUAUUGAAGGACGAUUAUUUCAAAUGUUUCAAAAACAUUUUAAUUUUACAGCCAUUUGGAUUAAUAUUGAAAAUAAUUAUGGCCGUAGAUGGCCAAAUGGUUCAUGGUCCGGUAUGAUUGAUGAAAUUUUGUCAGAUCGAAUGGAUAUUUGUUUUGCAGGUACAGCAUUAACAUAUGAUCGAAAUAAGUUUAUCAAUUAUCUUUAUCCACAUUGGAUUGAAAGAUAUACCUAUGCAACAUUACCACCUAUUCGAAUGAAUAAUUUCGAUACGCUAAGACGACCAUUCGAAACAUUAGUUUGGCUAUCGCUUUUGGCUGUUUUUGUUGCAUUUUUUCUUAUUGAUUGGAUUUAUAAUCGUUUAUUUAAAAUAGAUAAUCAUAAACGUGUUUCGGGGAAAAAAAAUAUUAAUCUAAUUUUUAUCAGUAUUCGAUCAUUAUUACAACAAUCAUCGGAAACACAAUGGAAUCAAUUUGAUAAUAUUUCAAUAAAAUUUUUAAAUAUCAUUUGGACAUUAUCAGCCACAAUAUUGGUUGAUUAUUAUGAAACUUAUUUAUUUUCAAUGAUGUUUAUGCCAGUAAUCGAUACUAUCGAUACUAUUGAAAAAUUAUCCAAUUAUUGUGGAACGGAUAAGGCAAUUGUUAUGGGUUAUAAUAAUACGUUUAUAAGCAAUGCAUUAUCUAAAUCGACUGAUCCAAUUCUACAUACGUUAUCAAAAUGUUUCGAAAUAGCGGAUGAUAAAACUGGUAUUCUUCCAUGGCAAUUUUUACAAAAUUCUCAUUCAAAAUAUCGUUGUGCAUUUCUUAAUUCAGAAUCACGUUUAACAUUAGCCUAUAAUGUUUUAGGAUCGGAAAAAAUUUAUUUACCACCAUUUUCUGAAGGUAAAUCAAAUUUAUUUCAAAAAUUUGUUGCUCUACCAACAAGUCGAUCAUUUCAACCAUAUUAUCAUCAAUUUAAUCGAUUUAUAAAAAAUUUUCAUUCAACUGGUUUGCUAUUAAGUUGGUUUCAACGGGAAAUUAUGUGGGCCAAAUCACAAUAUUGGUAUUAUACGAUAUAUAAUAACAAUGGUAGAGGCGGUGGUGGUGGUGGACAGGAUUCAUAUCAAUCAACAUUAACUAUAGAUGAAGUUGAACAUAUUUUCUACAUCUAUCUAAUUGGUAUAAUUAUAUCGAUGAUAUUUUUUCUAAAAGAAUUGAAUCAACGAUCGAUUCGAAUUUGAAUUUUAGAUAAAAUAAAGAACGAAUAGAAAAUACAAAAAAAAUGUCAAUGUAUGUUUUAUG
Messenger RNA from Dermatophagoides pteronyssinus (European house dust mite), 1454 nucleotides. RefSeq names its product glutamate receptor ionotropic, kainate glr-3-like. Gene Ontology annotation, cellular component: membrane. NCBI's taxonomy places the organism in Eukaryota, Metazoa, Arthropoda, Arachnida, Sarcoptiformes, Pyroglyphidae. Gene Ontology annotation, molecular function: ligand-gated monoatomic ion channel activity. The record is from RefSeq and is a predicted model, not a curated record.